ACCAUAGGCUGACGCUCCUCCAGCCUCCUCCAGUCUACCAUCGACUCUGAGUUGCCACCUAAGCCGCCAGUGUCGCCUCUCCUGCGGACAGAACCGUUAGCAUCACCCCCCUCCCGGUCCUCCGGCUGUCCAACGGUCCAAUAUCCAGCUAACGGUUACCAUUCGACAGUUUGGCAGUAUCAGUCGCUGAGGAUGUUAUGAUGCCAUCAUCGCCGGUGUGACGACAGAUUGAAACCGGGCCUGAUCAUGGGAGACAGAAGGAGGUCACCAUGUGCAGAAAUGUGUCCAAAUAUACCCUCUUCUUCCUUUUCCUAGCCCUGUGCGGCUUCAUCUUCCUGUUGCGCAACAUUCACACUGUGGAGAACUGGAACUGCCACACUAUCUCAGCCCUCUACCAGCUCCAGAGCAGGAUCCAGUCGUCCUUCCUCCCCGUGAAUCUGCCCACCUUUCAUCACAACCGCACCUUCUGUGCCCAUCUGGGCCAGAAACCAACGCCUGAAGAUGAACUGGAGGAGCGCUACCUGUUGGACUCCAUCACCUGGCCUGGACCCCCGCCUCGCUCCUCACCCCCCGCCCUGCGCCAGACGAGCGACCCCGUGCACAGCCUGUUCGCCGUCCUCCCCACUCAGGGAGGGAGGGAGUGGCAUGUGGACGACCAGCUGGAGGCGCUUGUCCAAAUGCACGACUUCCAGGGUCGUCCAAAGCGCUACGGAGGGGAUUUCAUUUUGGCCAGACUGCACUCCCCAGAGCUGGGAGCAGGCGUAGCGGGUAAAGUGCUGGACCACAAGAACGGAUUUUAUUCUGCUAUGUUCCCGCUUCUCUGGGUGGGUUCUGCACAGAUUGAGAUCACACUGGUGCACUCGAGUGAAGCUGUGGCUGUGCUGCGACGGCUGAGGGAGGAACGGCCUGAUCGGGUGUUUUUUAAGAGCCUGUUCCGCCUGGGCUUCCUGUCUGAAACAACAGUCUGCAACAUGUGCCUGCCCCCUGAGCAGCCUCUGUGCAACUACACUGACCUCUACACCGGCGAGCCCUGGUACUGCUACAAGCCUAAGAUGCUCAGCUGUGACAGCAGAAUCAACCACGCCAAAGCAGGCUACCAGAAACACCUCAUCACCAACAAGGAAGCGCUGCUCUUCCAGAGUGGUGUAAACAUUAAAGUUCCCAUACACGCUUCAGGACCCGACAGAAUCGACGUGCUGCCCCCCAGGAAAGAGGUAGAGGUAGAAAGCAGCAGUGUAAAACCAGAGCCAAUUAAGCUAGCCCCGUCUGGAUAUUACUACGAGGACUCAUGGAGGCCAUUAAGUGGCAUUACAAUGCGCCAGUUCAACGAAUCAUCCGCUGUCACUCAGUGUUUGAAGAACAAGGUGAUCAACAUGUACGGAGACUCUACCGUCAGGCAGUGGUUCGAGUACCUCAUCACUUUAGUACCAGGGUUGAGGGAGUUCAAUUUGAACAGUCCUAAGAACGUGGGGCCUUUCAUGGCGGUGGACAGCACCCAUAAUAUCCUGUUGAAGUACCGUUGCCAUGGCCCGCCCAUCCGCUUCUCCACCGUCAUGGCCAGUGAACUGCGGUACGUUUCAAACGAGCUGGACGGCCUCUCCGGGGGGCCAAACACUGUGGUGGUCCUCAGCAUUUGGGCCCAUUUCAGCACCUUUCCUGUGGAGGUGUACAUACGGCGGCUGCGUCACGUCAGGCGGUCGCUGGUGAGACUUCUGGACCGGGCGCCGGGGACGAUGGUUGUGAUUCGCUCGGGGAACCUCCAGGCCCUGGACCCGGAGGUGAGCCUGUACAACAGCGACUGGUACUCCCUGCAGCUGGACGAGGUGCUCAGGUCCAUGUUCAAGGGGCUGAACGUGCUGCUAGUGGACGCCUGGGAGAUGAGUUUAGCUCACCACCUUCCUCACGCCCUGCAUCCUCCGCCGGUCAUCGUCAAGAACAUGAUAGACACGCUUUUGUCGUACGUUUGUCCAGAAAAGACAAAGAGACAACUUACAUAGGAGAGGAUGACGAUACUGGAUCUUGUUGUUGAGGAGUUCAUUAUGUGAUGUUUUUUCCGAAGGUACACACCCUUUAAAUACGAUCUUUAAUGAGAGAUUUCCUGAUUCAAAGUACUGUUCUCUGUUUUGGUUUGUUUUUAAACUAAUUUUGUUCUGAAAAUGCCAAAGCCUUUGGCGCAGUGAUUGUUACUUUCCAUCUGCUUUUGGUACCAAAGUGUUGUGUGUGUGUGUAUGCAUUUUUAAAGUAAUAAUCACAAAGAUUUACCUUCAAAUGAAUGUAUUUUAAGUGAUUUGCCAAAUGAGGUAACCCUACAAUGAGUGGGUCUAAUGGUGAAAGUCUUUGCAUUGGUAGCAUUACAAACAGGGUGUGGCAUAUUCCUGGGAAAAUGUACAAGCUGCACAAAGUUAGUCAAGCUUUUCCCAUCAGCCAGCUGUGUUUGGUUUGCCAAAAAGAAUAGGGCGCAGCUCAUGUAAAAAGACUAGCUCUCCAACUCUCUUGUGUUCAUUAUUUUCUGGUCUGAGCUUGCACUGCGAGUAAGUAUCUCCAAACAAAAUAAAAAUGAAUACAGACCAUACAAUUAAAGUUAAAAUACUUACGUCACACAGGCAAGUUUUAAAAACCCACCUGGACAUACUGCUUACCGACAUGGUUUCGCCAAAGAGAAUUAAAUGGAAAUCAUCAAGACUUUACGUUGUCCAUAUUUGUGGUUGGUAUGCUUUCAAGGUUGCAGUUUAAACUUUAUAUUUAUGAAUAUCUUUGUUCGUUAGUUUUGCCAAAGCUGAAGACUCAGUGAGUUUUCAUCUCGAGAUUUUCCUCAGGCUGUUCGGUGUUAAAAUGAUAUUAUGUUCGGAUGUUGACUACACUUAAUUAGGUCAGGCGAUUUAAAAUGAAACUUUCUCUGAUUAUCUGUUCUGCAAAAUGCUCCUUUGUUAAUUAUCAUCUAUAAAUGUGUCUGAUUUUAUAGUAAAUGUUAAUUUAGGUGUUUACAGUACAUAUCAAUGGAACUUCUUUAUCAGACCAAAGUUAAAUACUGACUGUAUUUAUAUUACUUUUAUCCAAAUUUCUUUACAAAUUUCUUUUAAAACGUGUUAUUUAAAGGCAACCUGAAACUCUUUGGUUGGCCAUCAUUUUGCACAAUUUACUUUUGGGAUUUACUUUCUGCUUGUAUAUGCUCAAACGUCACUUUGAAGGUCUGGCUUUAUUUUUGUAUCUUUCGAGUCCAUCCACAUUGUGUCAGUUCCUAUUGCUAAUUUAACUUUCUACGUUAACUUUUCUUUUUGUUAUCCUUUAUGCCGUCCCAUGUUUAUCGUAGGAAGACAGCGAAGUUUGAAGGAGAGGUGGUUAUCAGGUGUGAUACAAAGAGAAAAAUGUGCCUGUCUAAUCCUGUUUGCCUCUGACGACGAUCAGACGCCGACUUUUAACAGACUUUGUCAAAACUCAUUUUAAUAAGAACAGCAUCGUCACUGUCAAAUGUUUGCUUUUAUAACUCUUAAAACGAGCAGCUCAUGACUCUGUUUUGUCAUUCGCUUUCUCAAACUGGAGAUUAGAUUGAAGAAGCUUCGAGAUUAAGGUACAUAACAUAUCAAUAAAAUGUGGGUAUGAUAAUUGUCACGAUAAAUCAGGAUCAUGACAUGGUGAUGCAUCUGGUAUCUUGCAUUUUCCUGAUCUUAAAACCUUUGGUACAUUUCAAUAAACUAAACUGUUAA
Molecule: messenger RNA, 3704 nt
Organism: Trematomus bernacchii (emerald rockcod)
Lineage: Eukaryota; Metazoa; Chordata; Actinopteri; Perciformes; Nototheniidae
Gene: nxpe3
Product: neurexophilin and PC-esterase domain family, member 3
Exons: 6
Coding region: 270-1997 (575 amino acids)
Source: RefSeq, a predicted model, not a curated record